Molecule: messenger RNA, 678 nt
Organism: Sclerotinia sclerotiorum 1980 UF-70
Lineage: Eukaryota; Fungi; Ascomycota; Leotiomycetes; Helotiales; Sclerotiniaceae
Exons: 3
Coding region: 1-678 (225 amino acids)
Cellular component (GO): membrane
Source: RefSeq, a predicted model, not a curated record
AUGGCCGACAAGAUCCUUUGGACAUACAUUAUCCUAGAUUUACUCUUUGUAGGUUCUGGAGCAUUGUUACUUGGAUUUGCCUUGAACACGAAGGCUGGUACUUCACAAGCACUGAGUAUUUCGAGUGUUGGGACGAAACUUCUAUUGGAGGGUACUCCUUUGAAUGCUGCCAUUGGCAAUGCAAUCUUAAUCUUCAUUUCCUUCCUCCUCUCCAUUCCCGCCAUGACCCUCAGCACCACCCGAGGCUGGCUCAAACUCCAUGGCUACAUGGUCGUCGUCUGCGCCAUCUUCACCCUGGUCAUAGGUCUCGAUAUUUGGUUUGGUACUCUUCAAUCCAAGGAAUCUCUUCUCGAUACAUGGAAUGCGCAAGGUCCCACCACGCAGAGUUUAUUGCAGGAAGAAUUUGGAUGCUGCGGUUAUUUCAAUAGUACGAGCGCUCCUGCAUUCAUUAUAGAUUCUACUUGUCCGAAUGCUAUUAUUGCAGCUACGAUGCCGGGAUGUAGUGGCGCUUUUGUUAAGUUCGAUGGUUUAUUUUUGGAUGUUAUUUUUACGGCGGCUUUUGGUAUUGUCGGUCUCGAUGUAGCAGUUAUCUUCGGUAUUGCGAUGCUUAACAAAGAUCGUAAGGAGAGGGAAAGAUAUAGGUUUAUUGAUGAGAAGAACGGGAUGGGAUCUUUUUAG